Messenger RNA from Sporisorium graminicola, 2988 nucleotides. RefSeq lists its product as uncharacterized. Lineage: Eukaryota; Fungi; Basidiomycota; Ustilaginomycetes; Ustilaginales; Ustilaginaceae. Gene Ontology annotation, biological process: glycerophospholipid catabolic process; fatty acid biosynthetic process. The transcript has a single exon. Gene Ontology annotation, cellular component: cytosol. The record is from RefSeq and is a predicted model, not a curated record. Bases 1 to 2988 code for a protein of 995 amino acids. Gene Ontology annotation, molecular function: holo-[acyl-carrier-protein] synthase activity; magnesium ion binding; A2-type glycerophospholipase activity.
AUGCCCAUCUUGACUUCCUUGAGGCAGAGCCCCACCUACCUCUACAUCAAGGUCUACUGCCUCUGUGCCCUCGUCACGCUUUCUCAAGCGGCUCCCGUCUCGUCUCGCAUCCCCAAGCUUGGCCAGACCUUGCAGCUUAACAAGCACAGACUCAUCCGCACACGCUUAGGGCCGCGCAUUGUGCCGGUUGAAGCUGCAGCUGUACCCGGCAAAGACACCUCAACGACAUUGUCGCAAGCGCACGAUCAAGGUCAACCGCCAAAUGAGGUCGUCAUCUCGAGCGACGUUCUCGGUCCGACAGAGCACGAGUCCACCAUCAGAAAGCUGCUCACACGAUGGUCUUCACGAGCCAAGGAUCUAGCUCAAGUCAGGCAUCUGCUUGCCGCUGAUGCUACCGACGUCAAAGCAUAUCCCGAGCUUCAAUGGGACGCAACCGUGCGUCGGUCUCCAUCGCUCCACACCGAGGAAGUCAACUUUUUGCGCAAACGGCAACUCCGCCUCUCAUCACAAGGAAAUGACGAAUUGAAACGCUUCUUGGACCUUCCAGCCUCGGAGCAUGUAGAUCCGCGCGAUGUGCCCCUCGUCGCCCUCGGCGGUUCCGGAGGCGGCUACCGCGCCAUGUACGGUUUCGCAGGGUUCAUCGCCGCAGCUAAACGCUCCAAGCUAUGGAACUGCCUCUCCUGGGCUGGAGGCGUAAGCGGAAGCUGCUGGACACUGGCAGCCUACUACACCAUCGCCUGUCAGGACGCAGAUCGACUCAUACGGCACUACCUCUCGGUCGCGAGCGAGCUGGCACAUCCGAUGAGCGUGCAUGCUCUCGAUACUGUAGCUCGAAGCAGUCGCGGUGUGUAUUUCCUGCUCGGCCCUCUCGUGCGCAAGGCUCAUGCCGGUAUCGUCGGCCUUGGAAUCAUGGACCUGUACGCUACCCUGACUACGACGUAUCAAUUUCUGUCAAGAGAGCCGAGAGCCAGGCUCAGUCGGGCUAGUUUCCAGUUCUCAAAGGUGUGGUCCCGCUCGGGAGUCAAUGCUGGAAAGGAACCUCUACCUAUCUUCACGGCUGUCCGUGUGGCGCCUCAGGACGCGCCAGGUGUUCGUCCGCACACCGAUUCCUCUCUCAGCAAAGGCCAGCCUCCCAAACGCGCUCUCACCCAGCAUCAGUCGGCAGCCUCCAAGGCGCUCACACCCAACGGUGCUUCUGUCUCCUCGAAUCUUUCGUCAACUGCCAUCACGCCGGUUGACGACGGUAAAACCGGCGUAUUCGCCCUCCCCGCCGCCCACGGCUACUUCCAGUGGUUCGAGGCGACGCCGCUCGAGGUAGGAAGCGCCGACGUCCAAGGUUACAUCCCCACAUGGGCAUGGGGACGACCCUUCGUUUCCGGCCGCUCCUUGGACCGUCGGCCGGAAGAGUCGCUCUCGCUCCUCCUGGGUCAAUGCACGAGCGCUCCUGCUGGGCCUUUGACUGGCUACAUCUCGGCGCUUUUGGCUUCGCUGCCAAAGGGGACGGCCAUGUCACGUACCCUGCACUUCCUGAACAACUUUGUCAGGAUGAAGAGGUGGGAGCGCAGGUGGGGCAACCCGAUUCGCGCGGGUGACGAGCCGAAUCCGUUCUAUGGGCUGAACGUGGCUCCCGUACCCAAAGAUGCGGAGUUGGGCGGGGCAAAUCCUAGUAUCCUGGGCAUCGGCGUCGACAUCUUGCACACACCGCGCUUGCGACGGCUCCUGCGAAAGCGCAUAGACCCCCCGGAACUUGCGUCAGUCGAUGAAAAGCACAAACGCCUACCUGGGAUCCAGGCAAGCGAGCUAGCAGCGCUGAACAAGCUGGCGAAGCGCAUUCUGUGCGAGUCGGAAUUGCGCGAGUACGAAGAUCUCGCCCAACGACAGCUCGAGGCUCCUGCCGACCCGCUUUCGCGGCUGGAACAGUACCUUGCGAACCGCUGGAGUGCCAAGGAGGCUGCCUACAAAGCACUGUACCCCAAGUACGUUGUCUCUUGGAAGGAUCUCUGCGUGCACAAACGUGGUCUUACUGGGGAUACGCAUGUCGACAGGGUUGAUCUGUCUCAACUCGAAAAGCAAGGUUUCCGCACCAAAAAGCCGAGCCUGUCCUUUUCGGAUGAAUGGCGAUCGAGGCAUCCUGACGUCUUGUCGGUUCCGAAGCUACAUCUCAGCUUGUCACACGAUGGCGACUACGUUGUGGCUAAUGUGCUUGCCGAGGAGAACGUUUCGCCAUCCAGCCGCUCGUCCCAUAAGGCUCUGCCGGAAUGGAACGAGCUUAGCGUCUCAUUGCCGAGCUCACCUACAGAGGUUGGUGCAUUGGAAGACGGAACCGAACUCGAGCUGGGAUCUUCAACACCAACGCAACCGUCGGCACGGACAGUCAAGUCGGCGCACGACACAGGCACACCCGCCGCCGCCGCUGCCUCGUGGGAGUCGCAAGGCCGCAUCCGCCUCAUGGACUCGGGCAUGUCCAACAACCUCCCGACGCACGUCCUCGCACGCAAGGAGCGCGCCGCCGACAUCAUCAUCGCCUUCGACGCUUCCUCGGACGUGCAAGCCGGCUCGGCGAUGCGGCGCAUCCACAACUUUGCCGACGACUGCCAGCUCACUCUCACGGACCAGACGCAUCUGUUUCCCCCUCCGUGUCGUGCUCCCGAUGCCACGCAGAAAGACGCGGCGAUGGAGGAACGGUUUCUGCAUCAGUACGCACGCGUGCUGCAGGGCACGCGCGAUGCUGACGGCUCGACGUUCUGGCUGAUCUACUGCCCGCUGCUGCCGAAUCCGAUGAAUGCCGGUUAUGAUCCGAGCACUGCCGGGUUUAGUAACUCGUACAACUUGGUGUGGACGCCGGGACAGGUGCAGACGCUGCUGACGACGGCGCAGACGAACUUAGAGGUGUAUGCGCUCCAGACGAUCAAGUGCGUGAUGCGGAGGGUGUAUGAGGACAAGAAAGCAGCUCGUCUGGGCUCCGCGUCGGCUUCGAGCAUGUCGUAA